CCAAACACAACAAACACAUCAAAGUCUCCUAAACCUUCGAAAGAGACAUCAAAACAAAUUAAAGGAAAAACCAUUCCUUCUCUUUUAAUCCAAAGAAAUUCCAGCUCAAGCUUCUCAGUCACAAACAAUCCCAUUUUUCAUUUCUUUUCUGUCCCAAAUUUGCCUCUAAAUUUCUCCUUAAAACACUUCCAAUGUUGAUGAAACACAGAAAACUCUUCCCAGAUGAAACAGCCACAAACCAAACCCAAGAUUGUUAUGGCUUUUGUGAUCCAUUAUGCCCUUACAACUGCUACUCAAACCAAAAUUACUACUUGCCUCCACCACCGCCUUUCGGCGGCGAGAACUCAAGGCAAGAGAACCACAUCCCCUCCUACUUGAUCAUCCUUGUUUCUUUCUUCACUGUAAUUUUUGUUCUUGUUGGAUUCUACGUGAUCAAAUUGAAAUGCUAUGCUGAUUGGUGUGGCCCGAGAAGAGUGAACAACUCUGUUCCCUCUCAAAACUCUGAAGAGUUUCUCAAUGAGAACCAAGUUGAACACCCAGUGUGGCUAAUCGCCACAAUUGGGUUACAACAAUCAAUCAUAAACUCAAUCACAGUGUGCAAGUACAGAAAGGAAGAGGGUUUGAUCGAAGGAACCGAGUGUUCUGUGUGUUUAAACGAGUUUCGUGAAGACGAAACCUUGAGACUCUUACCAAAAUGCAACCAUGCUUUUCACAUCCCCUGUAUUGACACAUGGUUGAGAUCUCACACCAAUUGUCCUCUUUGCAGAGCAGGUAUUGUAACUGUAACCAACAAUGUUGCUCAUGAAUCAGCCAUGUCAAAUUCCGAAUCCUUGGAGCAGGAAAAUGCAAGCUUAGGAAGAAAUCAAGAGACCCAGAUGGAGAAUUCACAGAAUGAUGGUGGGUUAAGCAACAAUAUUGUUAGCACUGUUGUUUCAGAAAACAGGGGUGGAACAGGGGAAUCAAGUGAAGCACUAGAUGAAUCGAAUUCCAAGGUUCCUGAUCCACCUCAGAAUCAAACGGUUGUUACUAAUCCAAUUGAGGUGAAUUCUGUUUCCACUGAACAUGAAAGGCAUCACAAUAUUGAUCAUACACAGGAUGAAACAGAAUUGAACAGAGUUAAUCUUCUCUUGAAGCAAGAUGGUGAUCACUCAAAAACAUGUAGAACAGGAGCAGGAGCAAUGCGUCGUUCUUCAAUUGAAGAGUGUUUGCACAUAAGUCCGGUAUCAAUGAAAAGAUCAUUUUCAUGGAACGGGAGGAUUCUAUCUAGGAGAGGUUACAUGAGUCUAAACUCAACUCUUCCUUAUUAGAAAGAAAUCAAAUUGAAUGAGGUUUUGAUUCUGAAGAAUAAAAGGUAACUGUAGUUGAAGUUUAAUCUACCAUAUAUGGAGGCAUGUGAAAAUAACUCUGCUUUGUGUGUAUAUAUCAUAAGUCACAAUGUCCAAGUACCACUGAAGAAAGGGCUAGAUCCCACUAUAGGACAAGAGGUACGUUUGAAAGAGUUUAGUUUAGUGCCCUAUCCUUUGCUUCAGGACUGUGUUUCUAGAUGCUUGAUUUUGUAUUUAAUGGGGUCAUUGUGCUUACGCCUGAAAUAAAAAAAUGUAUCUAAAGAGCAAUUUAGGGACUUAGAUAAGGUCUCAUUUGGGCUCUACUUCCUGGUUUACAAGCUCUAGGGCAAUGCGACUUUAGGCUCGAAAAUUACAUAACUUUUGUCUUC
Lotus japonicus is the source of this 1714-nucleotide messenger RNA. RefSeq names its product RING-H2 finger protein ATL54-like. The record is from RefSeq and is a predicted model, not a curated record. Gene Ontology annotation, biological process: protein ubiquitination. The transcript has a single exon. NCBI's taxonomy places the organism in Eukaryota, Viridiplantae, Streptophyta, Magnoliopsida, Fabales, Fabaceae. Gene Ontology annotation, molecular function: transferase activity. Bases 192 to 1307 code for a protein of 371 amino acids.